Terrapene triunguis (Three-toed box turtle) is the source of this 1308-nucleotide messenger RNA. Its product is annotated as zinc finger protein 664-like. Gene Ontology annotation, cellular component: nucleus. Gene Ontology annotation, biological process: regulation of transcription by RNA polymerase II. The coding region runs from base 1 to 1308 and encodes 435 amino acids. NCBI's taxonomy places the organism in Eukaryota, Metazoa, Chordata, Testudines, Emydidae. Gene Ontology annotation, molecular function: RNA polymerase II transcription regulatory region sequence-specific DNA binding; DNA-binding transcription factor activity, RNA polymerase II-specific. The transcript has 2 exons. The record is from RefSeq and is a predicted model, not a curated record.
AUGAAGCUGGCCCCUGGCAAGCUUACUGUGUCCCCAAGCCAGGACAGGGGGCAGCCAGCCACUGCCGAGGAGCCAGGGCCCUCCCAGGGCAAAAGGCUACGGCUGCUGCGAGGCCAAGCCAGCAACUUCCGGAGGAAGAAAAGACCCUUGGAGAAUGGCCAGGAGGCAGGGCCUGGCAACGUGGGACCCUCCCUCCCACUCCGCCAGUGCAGUGGGGAGGAGGGGCAGGACCCGGCACCAGAGGGGGAGGAGGCGGCGCAGGGCUUGGCAUUGAAGCGGGAGGAGGAGGAGGGGCAGGGCCUGGCAAUGAAGCGGGAGGAGGAGCAAGACCAGGGCCUGGCACUGGAGUGGGGGGAGGAGGAGAAGAGGUUCGGCUCCCCCAGGUUGGCUGGGCCUGGCACCGCCCGCCCCAAGCCGGACUUCGUGCAGCUGAUCGAUGAGCACGGGAUCUACUCCACGGCCAAGCUGGUGCUGGGCAGCGCGGCGGGCGAGCUGGACGAGGGGGUGGUGCUGCCGCCACACCUGAGGCGGGCAGGCCCCCAGCUGGAGAUCCGGGAGGUGAUCGUGGACGACAAGCCCUUCGCGUGCAGCGUGUGCGAGAAGACCUUCAAGCGGGCCUGGGAGCUGUUCAGCCAUGAGGUGGUGCACAACGAGGAGCGGCCCUUCCACUGCGACCUCUGCGAGGCCUCCUUCAAGCGCCACUCGGACUUCAAGAGCCACCGGCUGGUGCACACUGAGGAGCGGCCCUUCCACUGCGAGAUGUGCGGCAAGAAGUUCAAGCGCUCAUCCAACCUCCAGGAGCACCGGCGCAUUCACACCGGCGAGCGCCCCUACCAGUGCGCCUGCUGCGACAAGAGCUUCAAGACGCCCUACGAGCUGCAGCGCCACAUGCUCACCCACUGCACCGAGAAGCCCUUCAAAUGCGGCGACUGUGGGAAGGACUUCCCCACCUCCAACUCGCUGCUGCUGCAUCAGCGCCAGCACUGCGACGACAAGCCCCACGUCUGCGGCGUCUGCGGCAAGAAGUUCACCUACGGUCACAGCCUCAAGGUGCACGAGCGGGUUCACACCGGCGACCGGCCCUUCGUCUGCCCCAUUUGCGGCAAGGGCUUCAAGCAGUCCAACGCCCUCUCCUCGCACGAGCGGGUGCACACCGGCGAGCGCCCCUUCGUCUGCAAGACCUGUGGCAAAGCCUUCAAGCAGUCGUCCUACCUGGUGAUCCACGAGCGCUCGCACACAGAUUUCCAGUCCGUACUCAAGUUUGUGCAGGUUGUUGUCCAAGGGGUUGGAGAACAUGGCGAUAAAUGA